This is a messenger RNA of Vicia villosa (hairy vetch), 836 nucleotides long. RefSeq names its product transcription factor bHLH162-like. The record is from RefSeq and is a predicted model, not a curated record. The transcript has 2 exons. Gene Ontology annotation, molecular function: DNA-binding transcription factor activity, RNA polymerase II-specific; RNA polymerase II transcription regulatory region sequence-specific DNA binding. The coding region runs from base 371 to 781 and encodes 136 amino acids. Gene Ontology annotation, cellular component: RNA polymerase II transcription regulator complex. Gene Ontology annotation, biological process: regulation of transcription by RNA polymerase II. Lineage: Eukaryota; Viridiplantae; Streptophyta; Magnoliopsida; Fabales; Fabaceae.
GAAGAUAACUAAGUGACAAACCAUUAUUAUAAGUAGCAUUCUUUUAUAACGAUAUAAUGAGUAUUUCCAGAUAUUUAUAAAGUGGAAAAGUGAUGGAGAACAACCCUAGUUCUUCAAGAAUUGACAGAAAACUCAUUGAGAAAAAUAGAAGAAAUGAAAAGAAAACUCUCUGACACAAACUCACUUCAAUUAUUCCUCAUCAAAUCUCAAAGGCUUUUAUCCUUUCCUUCUUUCUUUUCUUUCUUAAUUUUUCUUUACCCCCUUCUUCUUCUCUUACUUGCUUAAUUAAUAAUUUGAAUUAUGCUUGAAAGCACAAAAACACUUAGCAUUGUGUCACUAACUAAUCAUUAUUUUUUUAAACAAUGUGUGGAUGAUUAAAUUUAUGUGUUGCAUGCAGGUUAUAUCGAUGCCGGAUCGGGUAGAGGAAGCAACAAAUUACAUAAAGAAGUUACAGAUAAGUUUGGAGAAAAUGAAGGAAAAGAAGAAGUUUCUACUAGAAAUUCAAAGGCAAAAGAAGUUGAUGUUACUAAAAUCUCCAAAAAUUGAGAUCCAACAAAUAGGUUUAACAUUAGAGGUUGUUCUAAUAACUGGAUUGAAUUCUCAGUUUUUGUUGAAUGAAACCAUUAGAAUUCUUAAUGAAGAAGGAGUUGAUAUUGUUAAUGCUAGCUAUAAAGUCAAUGAAGAUACUGUUUUCCAUUCAAUACAUAGUCAGGUACAAGAAUUUGGAAAUGAAAGUGCAAGAAUAUCUGAGAGAUUGAACAAGUUUAUGCAUGAUUAUUAGCCUAAGCCCUAAUGCAUAGCAUAGAUUUCAUUAAGUUAUAUAUAUAUAUAUAUAU